Molecule: messenger RNA, 1604 nt
Organism: Botrytis cinerea B05.10
Lineage: Eukaryota; Fungi; Ascomycota; Leotiomycetes; Helotiales; Sclerotiniaceae
Exons: 1
Coding region: 75-1346 (423 amino acids)
Source: RefSeq, a predicted model, not a curated record
GAUUUGAUUGUUCAAACACCUCGAACUGCCCAAAGACUCAAAUCCCUAGUCAAUGCUCUGAAUAAUAACAAAUCAUGGUUUUAACAAGGAGAAUGGCAAAAGAGGCUAGCGCAGCUUCUCAACCACCUUCGACUUUUCAUUCCUUUCGCUUUCUUCCAAUCGAAUUGAGGACCACGGUUUGGAACUUUGCUGAGGACUCACGGUCCGGUCGUCUCAUCGAAGUUUACAACAUACCAAACCAUUACACCAUUACUGGUCGCCCCACUUCUUUUGAAUGGCAUGCGGUACCAUGCGGUUGCAAAAAGAGAUGUUUUGAGCCUCCCCUUGCGCGAGUGAAUCACGAAUCCAGAAAUGUUGCCUUGAAAAGGAGAUCAAAAUGUUUCGGACAAUGGGUGGACUGGGACAAGGACAUCAUAUUUAUCGGCAGUAGAGUCGGUCACUUGCACAACACUGGGUUUCUUCACGCAUUGGAAGUGCAGAAUUGUCGCGAGAAGUUGAAAUAUCUUGCAAUUGAUAUCGAAUGCUGGGAAAAAUCUCAACUAUUUCCCUGCAGACGAAGAACGGAAUGUACCCCAGCUGCGAUGAUUUCACGAUUACCGAGACUCCAAAAACUGGUGUUUGCUCACGCUUCGGGUGCUUGGCGAGAUGGUACUGAAUUCGAGGUGCAACAUCCUGGCCAUUUUCACGAUAUGUGGAGAAACUUUGAUAUAGUCGAAGAUGGUAUGAAAGCAAACUUUGAUGAUCUCGUGGAAUCUGAGGAGGAGAAACACGAAGAGUGGAUAUUGGAAAAUUACUACAAAGGAAUUGAUAUCCAAAAAGCUUUGCCCGAGAGCGUUGAUAAGUGGAGAUGUUAUGACGACAGUCAUGUGGAAAUUGGCGAAAGUCCGGGAUCAUACAGACCUGAUCAUUUUGAUCAAUACAAUCACCACCAUGGCGGAAGCUGUGGAACGGCAUUAAUAAAAUUUGAGAAGAUCGAAAAUGCCUACUGGUGGGGCCCUGACGAUUACGAGAACGAUUACUACUUUUUAAAGGAUUGUAUUCAAAACGAAAUGAAUAAAUUGAGGUCCAUUUCCGGCAAGAAAGUUCACGGGGAUCCUGAUUAUAAUACAUGGAAGCAACCUGAAAUCGAUUAUGCAUUGAUACGAAGAACAGCUCCUUCUUGUUUUACUGAAGAUUGGGAAGGUCUUGAGCGAGAGUGGAUGUAUUUUGGAGAGGCACUCUGGGCGGCAGGCCACCCUAAGAGCUACAAAGCUCGAGAUAAAUCCAAAGACUACCCAGCAGGCCAACAUUUGCAAAGUUACAAAAAGCUUUAUCCGGCAAAUCAAAGGUGGCGCUUCAAUGGCUAGGAAUCAUCAGUAGGGAUAUUCAUUUCCAAGCCGUGGUCCCCAAAAGUUCAGAUUGAAAGAUUACACCUCAGGGCUUAAGAUUCAGAAUACAGCACUCACAGGCGAUCAAGAUUAAGUCCCCAGGAUGAUCUGAAGUUUUUCUUUUUCUCGGGAUUGAAAGCUUCUAAUUGCUGAUUUGCAGCCUGAACUAUUGUAACCCCUAUCUUCAACAACAUCUUAGAUAUGGAUGGCGAUGCUAAUAUCUUCAAAGUACCCUCA